Molecule: messenger RNA, 501 nt
Organism: Danaus chrysippus (African queen)
Lineage: Eukaryota; Metazoa; Arthropoda; Insecta; Lepidoptera; Nymphalidae
Source: the annotation of a GenBank genome assembly
AUGGCACAUCACCCAAUUGUUUCUAUUACUCGCCGUGAAACAUUUAGUUCCUGCCACAGACUUCACAGUCCAUUUUUGACUGAUGAGGAAAAUAAGAAAUUGUAUGGAAAAUGCAAUAAUCCAAAUGGUCAUGGACACAAUUAUGUUGUAUUGGUGACUGUAAAAGGACCGGUCGACCAGAACACAGGCAUGGUGAUGAAUGUUCACGAUCUGAAGCAUUACAUGCAUCAAGCAAUAAUGGACCCGUUAGAUCAUAAGAAUUUGGAUCAAGAUGUACCUUACUUCAAAACUGUGGUGAGUACAACUGAAAAUCUGGCUAUAUACAUAUGGGAUCAGUUACAAAAAGUCAUGGAGAAGCCGAAUUUGCUGCAUGAAGUGAAAAUCUUGGAGACUGAAAAGAAUCAUGUUGUUUACCGAGGAGGUUCCACAUAUCCUAGGAAGAAAAUCAACCCAACCAACUUACAUUCAAACCACCACGAUGUGUCUUCUGACUCGGACUGA